This is a messenger RNA of Plasmodium knowlesi strain H, 747 nucleotides long. Its product is annotated as methyltransferase, putative. The transcript is spliced from 4 exons. The record is from RefSeq and is a predicted model, not a curated record. Lineage: Eukaryota; Apicomplexa; Aconoidasida; Haemosporida; Plasmodiidae. The coding region runs from base 1 to 747 and encodes 248 amino acids.
AUGUAUUAUGUGAAAAAGUAUGAACAUAAGCUGCUGAGCGAAACGUUGCGAUUUUUAGGGUUUACAGUAAAGUGGGGAAUUCACGAAAAUGGCUACUGGAUGACAAAUCUUAACUAUUCCUUUGAUUAUAUGUUGUCCAAUUUAGUGAUAAAAUAUUUAAAGGAGAAGAAAGUUAAAUCGGUUAUAGAUGUAGGCUGUGGGUACGGGCACUACGUGAACGAAUUAAACUUUCACAAAAUAAGGACAGUGGGAGUUGACGGGAAUUCUAAGCUAGUGAAUCUUCUCAAGAAUGAGGAUAUCUUCCCACUGGACGCAACGAAUGAAUACUUCGUAGCGGAGAUACUGAACAAAGUGAACGACUCGAAUAGGAAGGAGCAUGCGAAGGAGGACAAAUGUUUGGAUGUGAAAAAAGUAAUAAAAAAGGCUGGAGAAAUUGGCAGGAGCGUUCUCCACUUCGACUACGUAUUAUGCUUAAACGUGGGGGAGUACAUUCCCAAGAAAAAAGAAGAAGUUUUCCUCAAAAACUUGGACAGACUAAACAGCAAGGGAAUUAUUUUAUCGUGGGAUAUUCCGGACACCUUCAACACAGGGACGAUAAAUGAAAAGAGUGAAGAGGAAAUUCUGGACCUCUUUCUGAACGCUUAUAAUUACACAUAUGAUGAAAAGAGCAGUGCAUUUUUUCGGAAAAACUGCAGCAAUGAUGCUCUAAAAAAUUGCAUUUACAUUUUUGAGAAACGCAGAGGGUAA